Messenger RNA from Gossypium arboreum, 3333 nucleotides. RefSeq names its product putative disease resistance protein At1g50180. Gene Ontology annotation, biological process: defense response to other organism. The transcript is spliced from 4 exons. Lineage: Eukaryota; Viridiplantae; Streptophyta; Magnoliopsida; Malvales; Malvaceae. The record is from RefSeq and is a predicted model, not a curated record. Gene Ontology annotation, molecular function: ADP binding. The coding region runs from base 229 to 3045 and encodes 938 amino acids.
CAAAGUUGAUCGUUAGUAUACAUAAUAUACAUAAUAUAUUAAAGCAGCUGGGAAUGGUUAAUAAUUAAUAUGUUAUUCUUAAGCUUUUGUGCAACUUUUUGAAUCACUUAAACCCGUUCCACAAGCAAGAUUAAUUCUUUGUUUAAAACUUUGAACACCAUAAAGAGGCAAUAUCGAUGUUAUCAGAAAACAAAGAUUUUAUUUGCUUUGAAUUUUAAAAAAAAAAUCAUGGAUUUCUCAGCCAUUUCAUCUGUUGUCCAGACUGUUGGGAGGUUGCUAACUCAGGAAGUCACGUCGUUGAUGGGCGUGAAGGACCAAGUUGAGGAUUUGCAAAAGGAGCUUGAAUGGAUACAAAGUUUCCUGAAGGAGGCAGACGCGAGGAAAGUUGAUGAUGAGGUGGUGCGCACCAGUAUUAAUGAAAUCAGAGAAUUGGCGUAUGAUGCCGAAGAUGUGAUCGAGACUUUUGCUCUCAAAGUUGCACCUAGAAGGAAAGGAGGUUUCUCUAACGUCACCAAAAGAUUUGCUUGCAUCCUUAAUGAGGGAGGGUUGCUCUGCCAAACCAAGUGCGAGAUUCAGAAAAUCACAGCCAGAAUCACCCAAUUGACUCGGCGAUUGCAAACCUAUGAUGUAAAACAGCCAAGGGAUGGAGCAGGGUCAAGUUCUUCAAAUCAAAGGCGAGAAUUGAGGCGGCCUUAUCCUCAUAUUGUCGACGACAACGUUGUUGGGUUGCAUGAUGAUAUCAAGAAGUUGGUGUCAAUUCUUGUUGACGAGGAAAGUGAUUGCAAAGUUGUUUCCAUAUGCGGAAUGGGUGGUCUUGGCAAGACCACUCUUGCCAAGAAAAUAUACCGUCAUAGCCAUGUUAUUGGUGGUUUCAAUCGCUUGGUUUGGGUAUAUGUUUCUCAACAAUUCCAAAAAAUAAGAGUUUGGAAAGACAUUUUGUCUGGUCUUCAAAUUUUAAAUUAUGCCGACAGAGAGAGGAGAGAUGAAGAAUUAGCGGAGAAGUUACAUAACUUCUUGAAGGAUAACAAAUGUUUGGUGAUAUUAGAUGAUAUUUGGAGCAUAGAGGCUUGGGAUAGUCUUAAACCUGCUUUUCCAGUUGCAAUGAACACUAACAGCAAGUUCUUGCUCACCUCUCGAAACAAAGAGAUAGUUUCACAUGCAGAUAGAAGAGGAUACUUACAUGAAUUGCAGUGUUUAAACGAUAAUGAAAGUUGGAAAUUAUUUCAAAAGAUAGCAUUUUCACAAGCACAUCCUACAGAAAACAUAGUUGAUCCAAAACUCGAAGAGUUAGGGAAAGACAUGGUUUAUAGCUGUCGAGGGUUGCCAUUAGCCAUCAUUGUAUUGGGAGGCAUUUUGGCUACAAAGAGUUCAAUACAUGAAUGGCAAAUCGUGCAUAAAAAUGCUAAAUCAUACUUAAAGAAAGGAAAAGGUGCCCAACAAAUUGAGCAUGUGUUAGCCUUGAGUUAUGAUGAUUUGCCGCCUUAUUUAAGACCAUGUUUCCUUUAUUUGAGUCAAUUUCCAGAAGAUUACCAGAUACCUACAGAAAAAUUGAUUCAACUGUGGGUUGCAGAAGGCAUUGUGUCAUCAACAGAGGAUGAAGGAAAUGGAGAAGUUAUGGAGGAUGUUGCAGAAGGCUUCUUAGACGAGCUUGUGGAAAGGUGUAUAGUUCAAGUUGGGGAAAGAGACCCAACCUUGAAGGUCAGAACUUGCCACAUGCACGAUCUAAUGAGAGAUAUUUGCCUGUCAAUUGCAAAGCAAGAAAAUUUUCUCAGCAUCAUCAAUGAUUCCUCAUUGUCUCCAUCCAAUACGAGGGCAGUCCGUAGAAUUGUUGUACAUCAACACAUUCAUGUUCAGCGCAUUAAAAGUAGUAUCCCUCUUAGAUCCGUCUUGUUCUUUUGGAGCCCGUUUGAUUUGGGUUUGGAACCCGGUCAAAGAGAUGAGGAGGAUUUUUGCUGUUUGGUCUGGUUGGUUUGUGUGAUGCUGAAAUGGAAGAGAUCUUGGAAGUACAUGUUUGGAAAAUUUAAGAAGCUUAGAGUUCUAAGCUUUGAAGGAGACAUGAAAGGAUAUUCAGGAUGUAAGUUAUCUAGUGCUAUAGGUAAUCUCAUCCAUCUUAGAUUCUUGAAUUUACGUGGUAUUCAAUUCAAUUGGCCAAAAAUCCCUUCGUCUCUGGGCAACUUAAGGUGUUUGCAAACCUUGGAUUUAAGAAUUUUUGGUCUUGUUGUAGAUAUGUAUAGUUAUGUACCUAACAUAAUAUGGAAGUUAGAGCAGUUAAGACAUCUCUAUCUCCCGGAGAGCAUGACAGAUGAGACCAAAUUGAAGUUGCACACCUUGACAAACAUUUUAACACUAAUCAACUUCAACACAAGGAACUGCUUCGUUGCAGAUCUUUCCAAGUUCACAAAACUUAGAAAGUUGGGAAUUUGUGGGCCAUUUGAUUUUAAGGAGGAGCUGGAUAAGAAUUUGCCAAUUAUAGCAAGUGACUGCCUUCGGUCCUUGUCUAUUUGGAAUGAUAAAGGAAUAGAUCCGAAAGUAUUAGCUCACCUCCUUUUGAGUUGUGUUAAUUUGUGUAAGUUGAUUUUACAAGUGAAGAUAGAGAAGUUACCAGAUUUUCACCAUUUCUCUUCGAGUAUCGCUUAUUUACACUUGAGAGAGUGCGAGCUUGUGGAAGAUCCUAUGUCAACACUAGAGAAGCUGCCCAAUUUAAGGGUUCUGGAAUUAUAUGUGUAUGCUUUCAUUGGAGAGGAAAUGGUUUGCUCUGCACCCGGUUUUCCUAAACUUGAGUCUCUAACCCUUUACGGGCUGUGGAAUUUGGAGGAGUGGGAGGUGGAAGAAGGAGCCGUGCCUGCUCUAUUCUAUUUGGAGAUUAAAGGUUGUAAAAAACUGAAGAUGCUUCCAGAUGGAUUGAGAUUUAUUACGACCCUCCAAGAAUUGAAGAUUGAGUAUAUGCCAAAGGAUUUUAAAGAUAAAAUGGUGCAAGGAAGAGAAGAUUUCUACAAAGUCCAACAUAUUCCUUCCAUCAUAUUUUAUGAUAUCUACAAUGUGUGAAAUUUAUAUCACUUCUUCUUGAUUAAAAACCUAUGAGUUCAGGGGAACCAAGUGUCAAGUGUGGUGUCGUGCUCAAUUGGAUGCAUCAAUAAGGAAAAGGAGGCUGCCAUUUGUUGAUGCUGAUCUGUGGCCACCCUCUUUCUAAUGUUGUAAAAUUCUCUAUUUUGAUGUGAUUUUGUAUCUUCUACCUUAUGAUUAACGAAACCUCUUUGGUUUGAUCUACAACUUCUAAGUAAUUACUUUUAUUAUUAAUAAUAUGACUCCUCAGCUUGUUCUCUUUUCUAUUAA